Molecule: messenger RNA, 2374 nt
Organism: Lacerta agilis (Sand lizard)
Lineage: Eukaryota; Metazoa; Chordata; Lepidosauria; Squamata; Lacertidae
Gene: BOP1
Product: BOP1 ribosomal biogenesis factor
Exons: 16
Coding region: 49-2256 (735 amino acids)
Biological process (GO): ribosome biogenesis; maturation of LSU-rRNA from tricistronic rRNA transcript (SSU-rRNA, 5.8S rRNA, LSU-rRNA)
Cellular component (GO): preribosome, large subunit precursor; PeBoW complex
Molecular function (GO): ribonucleoprotein complex binding; protein binding
Source: RefSeq, a predicted model, not a curated record
GCGGCGAGCGCACGCGGCUGGGACGUGAGGCGGCUGUGAGGGGGAAGCAUGAAGGCCGCCGGGGGCGAAGGGAGCAGCGGAGGCGGCGGCAGCCGGCCUCUCCUCAGCAUCCUUCCCCUCGAGGAGCAAGAAGGGCAAAGUGAUGAUCUGACAGACAGUGAUGAAAGUGUAUUCUCUGGACUAGAGGAUUCUGGGAGUGACAGCAUCACAGAGGAUGAGGAGGAAGACCACGACAGUGGGGUCGAGGAGAAGUCAGAAGGCGUCUUGCCCCCUGAAAAUACGCUUGCUGAAGAGGUUUCCAAGAAGAAAGUGCGAUCGCACCGUAAGAUCAAGGGCACAGAACACAAUCCACAGGAGGAGCCACUCUUGCAGAAUGAAUAUGUGGAAGACAGCUCCGAUGAGGAGGACAUCCGCAACACAGUGGGCAACAUCCCCAUGGAGUGGUACCAGGACUUCCCCCACAUUGGCUAUGACUUGGAUGGGAAGAAGAUCUACAGGCCCAUCCGCACCAAGGAUGAGCUGGACAAGUUUUUGGAGAAGAUGGAGAGCCCUGACUACUGGCGGACCGUCCAAGACAAGAUGACCGGAGUGGACGUCAAGCUGUCUGACGAGCAGGUGGACCUGGUGCACCGUCUCCAGAGGGGCCAGUUUGGGGAUGUAAAUUUCAACCCAUAUGAGCCCGCCAUCGACUUCUUCAGCAGCCAGGUGAUGAUCCACCCCGUGACGAACCGCCCAGCUGACAAGCGGAGCUUCAUCCCCUCCCUCAUUGAGAAGGAGAAGGUCUCCAAGUUGGUCCACGCCAUCAAGAUGGGCUGGAUCAAGCCUCGGAAGCCCAAGGAGGACACGCCGGCUUUCUACGACCUUUGGGCUCAGGAAGAUCCCAAUUCCAUCCUGGGGCGGCACAAGAUGCAUGUUCCCGCCCCCAAGCUCCCUUUGCCCGGCCAUGAGGAAUCGUACAACCCUCCGCCAGAGUACCUCCCUACUGAGGAAGAGAAGCUGGCCUGGGAGCAGCAGGAGCCUUCAGAGCGCAAGCUGAGCUUUGUGCCCCGCCGGCAUGAGUGUCUGCGCCGCGUGCCUGCCUACCCCCGCUUCAUCCACGAGCGCUUUGAGCGCUGCCUGGACCUCUACCUCUGCCCACGCCAGAGGAAGAUGCGGGUCAAUGUGGAUCCUGAGGAUUUGAUCCCCAAACUGCCCAAGCCGCGGGAUCUGCAGCCGUUCCCCACUGUGCAGGCCUUGGUCUAUCGUGGCCACACCAGCCUGGUGCGCUGCCUCAGCGUCUCUCCCAGUGGACAGUGGCUGGCCUCAGGUUCCGAUGACGGGACAGUGAAGUUCUGGGAGGUCUGCACGGCACGGUGUGUGAAGACGCUCCCAGUGGAAGGCGCAGUGAAGAGCUUGGCUUGGAACCCCAACCCCACCGUCUGCCUGGUGGGCAUUGCUGUGGAGCAGUCGGUGCUCCUGGUGAACCCCAGCCUUGGAGACAAGCUGCUGUAUGGGGCCACUGACCAGCUCCUGGACGCCUAUGUCCCCCCUGAGGAGGAGCGGCCACAGCCUGUCACCUGGGAGGAGGCAACAGGAGAGGAGAGGAGCCAGGGCGUGCGGCUCAUUGUCCGGCAUGGGAAGCCCCUGAAGCAGGUGACUUGGCACGCCAAAGGCGACUACUUUGCCACGGUGGUGCAGGACAACAGCCACCUGCAGGUGCUGAUCCACCAGGCCAGCAAGCGCUGGAGCCAGGCGCCCUUCCGGCGCAGCAAGGGCCAAGUGCAGCGCGUCCUCUUCCACCCCCUGAGGCCCUUCUUCUUCGUGGCCACGCAGCGCUUCAUCCGCAUCUACAACCUUCUCAAGCAGGAGCUCACCAAGAAGCUGCACGCCAACUGCCAGUGGGUCUCCAGUGUGGCCCUCCAUCCGGCAGGUGACAAUCUGAUCUGCGGCAGCUACGACAGCAAACUUGCCUGGUUUGAUCUGGACCUGUCCACCAAGCCCUACCGGGUGCUGAGGCACCACAAGGCAGCGCUGAGGGCCGUUGCUUUCCACCCGCACUACCCGCUCUUUGCCUCUGGCUCAGACGACGGCAGCGUCAUCGUUUGCCAUGGCAUGGUUUACAACGACCUGCUUCAGAACCCGCUCAUCGUGCCGGUGAAAGUGCUGAAGGGCCACACGUUGACCCACGACCUGGGGGUCCUGGACGUUGUCUUCCACCCCAGCCAGCCCUGGGUCUUCUCUGCAGGCGCAGAUGCCACCGUCCGGCUCUUCACGUAACCUCCCUUCCCGGGUGGGACUGCGCAUCCUGACUCGCUUUCCCAGGGCAGCAGAAAUGCCCUGGGCAAGAGACUGAAGCCUGCAAUACUCGUUUUAUGAUUAAAUGGUUUAGAUACAU